AUGCCUGGCUCUCCAGGUAUAAGUGGCGAGCCUGGUGGAGAUGGAGAAUACUGCCCAUGCCCACCGCGUUCGAGAAGUUACGCCGGCGCGCGUAAAGGUCGCAAUUUUAAAGGUAUAUCAUUCAGUAAAGCUAGAGCAGUCGCUGCUGUAAGAAGAGCAGUAAGAGGUCCACAGCGAGCUUCGACCAACUCAGCCGCUAGAUAUCCUCCUCAUCCAACUGCAGCGAAAAACGUUGAUCAGAGCAAUAGAGUCGCCAGGGUUCCUACACGUCCAGUUGCAACUAAUAAUGCUGCCAGGAGCUCCCAGCGCUCUGCAUAUAGAGCUCCACAGCAGUCAGCUGCAAGUAGAGUUGCUCGGGUCCCCGCACGCCCAUCACCUGCGUCAGCCAAACAUUCAUCAGCUCCAUCUGCUAACAGAGCCCCUCCGUAUCCUGCUCAAGCUACAGCCGCGAAUCGAGUUGCCCGAGUUCCAAGUCGUUCUUCGUAUAACAAAGCUGCCAGCGCUACUCAUGCGACUACGCGGAACAGGGCAGCGCGAGGAGGACCCAAUCGUGCAGGAGUUUCGAUAGCAAAACAGCGUCAGGCAAAACGUACGCAAUGA
Molecule: messenger RNA, 600 nt
Organism: Strongylus vulgaris
Lineage: Eukaryota; Metazoa; Nematoda; Chromadorea; Rhabditida; Strongylidae
Source: the annotation of a GenBank genome assembly